Anopheles funestus (African malaria mosquito) is the source of this 2223-nucleotide messenger RNA. RefSeq lists its product as uncharacterized. The coding region runs from base 212 to 1390 and encodes 392 amino acids. Gene Ontology annotation, molecular function: protein binding. Lineage: Eukaryota; Metazoa; Arthropoda; Insecta; Diptera; Culicidae. Gene Ontology annotation, cellular component: nucleus. Gene Ontology annotation, biological process: protein polyubiquitination. The transcript is spliced from 4 exons. The record is from RefSeq and is a predicted model, not a curated record.
CGGAAAUAAAUCGAACUACAAAAGCGUCAACAUAACCAGGUUAGCUCAAUUGGCAUUGUUUACAUACAUUUUCACUUGCAAUUGCUUCUGCGAGCUCUUGUUCGGUGCGCGGAUAACAUUUUAGUCCGCUUUUUUGUGUUGGAAGUGAAUUAACCGAGCGUUGCAGGUGAAGAAAACAAAACUAGCAUCGAUAGUCGAAGGGUGCCCUGUGAUGGCUGCUGGAUGCAGCAAGACGUUCACCUCUAAAUACGAGGAAGAGCUGUAUUACGAUGUGGAGUAUGAGGAGUUUUGUAAAACCUUUGAAUUUUCCAACUCAUCGACCUGUUGGAUUUGCAAUGGUUACUACGGACCGAACUAUGAAGAGCCACUGUGCGGUACGUGCCAUUCGUUCAUUUUCCCCAACCAUCCACAAGAGGAAGCCGAGGGACUGGCGACCGAGGUAUCGGACGAUGAAGAUUCCGGCAAUGAUGAACCACCGGAAAAUGGUUCGGAAGCAAAGGAUCGUUCCGAUGGCGAUCAGGAUUUCGAUCACCUGGAUAGACCCCGGCCGUCAGCACCGCGCAAUGUAAACCAGUAUCUCGAGAUGCUCUCACAGCCACGGGAAGCGGAUGAAUCGGAACGGCAAAUCUGUGCCCUGCCGGUCGAGGUGUUGCUGUCGAUAUUUUCCUACCUAGACGAUCUGUCCCUGUGGAAUGCAAGCGAGGUAUGCAAGCAGUGGAAGCGGAUACUGGAAGUGCACAUUCCGCAGCAAAUGUGGAAGAAGUACACCAAGGAACGGUGGCCACUAUUUCAGCAGAUAUCAACCAUUCCCAACUGGCUGCAUAUGUACGGUGCGCUGAUGAAUUCGUGCUUCUGUCGCACGUGUUUGAUACAGAUGGCACACAAGGCACCGAUGCGUGGACGGGUGAAUCACAUCCGUGCGAAUCGGCUUCGCAACGACAUACGUUCGCUUGAUCUCGACGCGACGGAAGGUAUCGAUGCAGUCGCACUGGACAAUCAACUGUUUCACUGGCAGGCAUCGAUACUGGGACCGGCCGGUAGCCCGUACGAGGGUGGCAAAUUUUUCCUUUACAUCGUCAUACCCUGCUCGUACCCGAUGUUACCACCGCAGGUUCGAUUUCUCACGAAAAUUGUACACCCGAACGUGUCCCGCCAUGGUGAUGUCGGUAUCGAUAUUAUACAGCAUAAUUGGUCGCUGGCACUUACAAUCUCAAAGUUACUCCUGUCCGUGCAGAGUCUGCUGACGGAUCCAUUUACACAGAUUUGUAUGGAACCAGAAUUAGGUCGUAUGUAUGAGAACGAUAGACCAAAGUUUGAAGCGCUCGCACGUCGUUGGACGUGGAAGUAUGCCAUGUACGAAGUGUUACCACCGGUCGAAGGUAUCAUAUAGACACAAAGAAAAGCGGCGAGGAAAAAAAACGAACCAGUUCCAUUGCAUCCUUAGGUAGAUAAGGGACAGAGAUUAGUGUUCCCUACUGCAGCGGAAUAGUUCUUACACUAUAGACUACCACUUAUCUAUCGACAAACGUUGUAAAUUUGUAUACCCAUGCUAAAUGUAGGUUUUUUUUUGUUGGUUUUGAAUAGUAUUUACGUAGCGUGUGCUUUACUGUAAUUUUCCAUUAGUGUUGCUUUCGAUGUGAUCAUUAUUCAGAAGCAAAUGUUUCUGAACGAAAAAAAAAAUACGAAGACUUAUGAACUUGUAGAGUUCAUUGUUUGCGCUUAUCUUACUAUAUUCUGUGUAAAGGAAUACAUUAGGUUACGUUCUAGCGUACAUUCUACUGUGUAGUUGAGCGAACGCCAUUUACACCAUUUCUUACCGUACUCAACAUCUUCAGUAUACUGCUCAAAUCAAUAGCAAGCCAUAAGCAACAGUUUGAAACAAUUGCCUCCAACCAGCUUCAUUGAAACUCCAUGACAAACGGUGUUGCUCUGGGUCCAAGGUUUUUGUUUUACAUUUGCAUAAUCAUAUGAUUAGUGAACUUAAUAAUGAAUUUACUAGAAAACAAUGUCCCAUUAGCACAAAGCCAGUAGUAACAUACGAUGAUACGCAACGUCGUAAAGGCGAUAAAUUAGCGAGAUAUUCCUGAGCUUUUAAGAACUGUAAAGAAAAGGAUAUUUGUAACCUGUACUCGCAGAACGUGUGAUGGACAGUUCCUCGUUCGUGUGUAAGAAAUGGGCGACAAAACGCAAACGGAUGUAAGAAAUUAAAUUAUUUACGAGACA